Molecule: messenger RNA, 849 nt
Organism: Leishmania braziliensis MHOM/BR/75/M2904
Lineage: Eukaryota; Euglenozoa; Kinetoplastea; Trypanosomatida; Trypanosomatidae
Product: putative myo-inositol-1(or 4)-monophosphatase 1
Exons: 1
Coding region: 1-849 (282 amino acids)
Biological process (GO): phosphatidylinositol phosphate biosynthetic process; signal transduction; inositol metabolic process
Molecular function (GO): inositol monophosphate 1-phosphatase activity
Source: RefSeq, a predicted model, not a curated record
AUGGCGACCCCAAUAACGCAGUUCUCCCUCACGGAAGACGAGCUGGAUGAUGCUCUUGGCCUCGCCAUCCACACCGCAAACGCGGCAGCCUUCAUAAUGAACAGCGCAGUUGACGAGAGGACAAGCGGCACCCUCGAAGUGCAGACGAAGACCAACACGGCAGAUCUCGUGACGCCGUGCGAAAAACAGUGCAGGGAGGAGGUGCUGAAUAUCCUGCGCGCAGGCACUCCAUCAUAUGCUAUUCUGAGCGGGGAGAUGCAUCGAGAGGCGGUGCUCGGUGACGGCCCCACGUGGAUCGUCGGCCCGAUUGACGGGGCCAUCAGUUUUGCGCACGGUCUCUUUGACUGCUGCAUCUCCAUCGCAUUAGCCCUUCGCAAGGAGCCGGUACUGAGUGUCGUGUGUGCCCCACGCCUGCAGGAAGUCUUCACCGCCGUCAAGAACCGUGGCGCCUUCAGCAACGGCCAGCGCAUUCACGUCUCGUUGGCAACAUCGCUGAAAGAAAGCGUUGUGCUGCUCCACCAAGGCUGCAGCCGUAGCGAUGCUGCCGUGAAGAGUGUGACAGCAAUGCAGGUGGCGCUGGCAAAGCUCCCCGUGCAGGGAUUGCGGUGCAGUGGGUCGGCAGCGCUGGAUAUGUGCCUUGUCGCGGCCGGGCGAGCGGAGCUGUGCUGGGGAGUGGGCGUGAACCCGUGGGAUGUGGCGGCAGGGGUGAUUAUGGUGCGUGAGGCAGGCGGCGUUGUGCUUGACGCCGAAAGCGCCGAUACCUUCGACCUCACCCGCCGUGGCGUCUGUUGCGGCUGCUCUCUGGAUAUUACCAAACAAGGCGUCGAACUGAGUCUUAAGCAGAAUUAA